GGUUCAGUACCUCGCCGAUUUCAUUUGUUUGGUUAUGGUGGUGAUGAAGACAAUGGGAUCUACUUCUUUGAUGACGGGAGUGACAGUGAUUAUGGUGGUAGUAGUGACAAUGAGGAUGAAGAUGAUAGUAAUAUGGAAGAAGAUGAAGAUGAUUUCUUCGAUGAUAUGGAUGAUGACGACAACAAUGAUGACACUGAUGAUGAUGAUGGGUUUGAGGAUUUAGAUAUCCACGAGUAUAGAAAUCCUGAUGAGUUUUUUGACACUGUAGGGGACUCUGAUUUUGACAAUUCCUCUGAUAAUGACCAAGAUGCUCCUAGCAGUUCACACUAUGACAAUGAUGACUUGAAUGACAAUGACACUGAUGAAUGA
Molecule: messenger RNA, 369 nt
Organism: Nicotiana tabacum (common tobacco)
Lineage: Eukaryota; Viridiplantae; Streptophyta; Magnoliopsida; Solanales; Solanaceae
Source: RefSeq, a predicted model, not a curated record